UCUCUAUUUGUAUGUUUUAGAUAAUGCAUCAUCAUAUUGCUGUUGUGGAGAAGCUACCCCUGACAACGGUUGGGUGCCCCGCUUGCAAUUCGGUGCAAGGAUUUUCGGGUCAUUCACUUCAUUAUUCCGCGAGAAAGGGACUGCCAUGAUAUUUACAACUCCCUCCUCAAGCUCUCAUGCCCAGUAAAGUACGAUGACCUGUAUGCAUUCGCUUUCCAUCCGAAGAAGACUGAAUACGAGAGGGAAAUGGGCUGGAAGGUCAUUAAUUUAACCGAUGAAUAUAGUCGUAUGGGAAUUCCAAACGCUAUCUGGCAACUAACGGACGUAAACCGCAGUUACAAGAUUUGUGAUACAUACCCGACACACCUGUAUGUUCCCAAAAGUGUCAGCAAGCCCAUUAUAGUUGGAAGUUCCAAGUUCAGGAGCAAAGGGCGAUUCCCCACAUUGUCCUAUUUUUACCAGCAAAAGCAGGCUGCCAUAUGUAGGUGCAGUCAGCCGUUGUCUGGCUUCAGUGCUCGGUGUCUAGAGGAUGAACACAUGCUGCAAGCAAUAAGUAAAGCCAAUCCUAACAGUCACUUCAUGUAUGUAAUGGAUACAAGGCCAAAACUAAAUGCAAUGGCAAAUCGAGCUGCGGGCAAAGGAUAUGAAAAUGAAGACAAUUAUUCCAAUAUUAGGUUCCAGUUUGUUGGUAUUGAGAAUAUCCACGUAAUGAGAGGAAGUUUGCAGAAAGUCAGUGAAGUGUGUGGAACCAAAGCUUUAACUUCAAAUGACUUCUUGAGUGGUUUGGAGAGUUCUGGAUGGCUUCGCCACAUCAAAGCUGUUUUGGAUGCUGCUGCACUUCUUGCUAAAGCGGUUGGAUAUGAUGGUGCCAGCGUCUUAGUCCAUUGCUCUGAUGGUUGGGAUCGUACUACACAGGUCUGUUCCUUGGGAUCUUUGCUGCUGGAUCCAUAUUACAGAACAAUAAAAGGAUUUAUGGUUUUGAUAGAAAAAGACUGGAUUUCAUUUGGUCACAAGUUUGCUGACAGAUGUGGCCAACUUGAUGGAGACACCAAAGAAGUAUCACCAGUGUUCACCCAGUUUAUUGAAUGUGUGUGGCACCUCAUAGAGCAGUUCCCUCGGGUUUUUGAGUUCAGUGAAGCGUACUUACUUGAGAUUCACGGACAUGUUAAUUCCUGCCAAUUCGGGAACUUUGUUGGAAAUUGCCAGAAAGAACGAGAAGACAUGAAUAUUAAAAACAAGACACAUUCCUUAUGGUCAUUUCUUUUGGAAAAUCAACAUAAAUAUUUGAACCCACUCUACGAUCCUAAUCUUCCCUGCGUACAUGAGGUGAUCGAACCAAACACAGUUGCCUUCAACUUUAAGUUUUGGCGCAGUAUGUAUCAUCAGUUUGAUAAAACGAUCCAUCCCCGCCAAUCACAACUUGAACUAGUUUUAUCUCUCAGUGAACAGAAUAAACAACUGGAGAUUGAAGCCAAACAGCUGGAGAAAAAAAUAAUAGAACUGGGGGAGAAACCACGUACAGUUAUCAAAAAAGAGUCUUUCCAUUUGGUUAGCCGAUUGUCACAGACGCUAAAGGCCACUGAUAAAAUGUGUAAGGAACGGCAAAGCACACCGGGAACUAACCCAAUUCGAACGGUGGAAGGUAGUAACAUUCCUGAAGAUGGAUGCAAAGACCUCAAACCAAGCUUCUCCAAAGCCGAGCCCACGUUAGUUAAUUUGGAGCUUGGCAUGGCAAAAAUGACUUGCUAAAUCAGAAAGACAUGGUUUUUGCUAGCAGACCUGGAAGAAUGCUUCUGGAAAACAUUUGAACCCAGUGUGCAGUAGUCUGGAAGAUGUUUGGUGUAUCAGCCAUUCAGUUUUGUGGUCAAUUACGCAAUUAUGCACUUCACUCAUGAUUUGACUUUAAAAUGUAAUAUUUCACAAGUGGUUUUGAUAAGUAACAGCUGAAUUAACUAAUUUGGAAAUUCCAGUCUAAAAAACAUGUGCUCUGCUUCAUCUAAUUCAGAUUGAAAUCAGUGAGGUUGCACUGCCAUGGAUUGUAAAUAUUGUGUUGUACAGAGACUCGACAUUCAACUAAAUGUUUUUGUAGAGCGUUUUAUCGGAUAAAAAAUACCUGCUUUGGGUGUCAGGUGGAGCAAUUGAUGUUAAUGGUUCCCUGAAAGUAAGUAAUUGUGAAGCUUUGACAUUGGUGCAGCUUGAGGGGAAAUAAUAAUGAUUGGCUUGGAAUUCCAUGAACAUUUUAUGAUGAUUAUCACUGUAACUAUGCUGUAAUGGUGCAGCUACUGUUCAACUCACAAAGUGUAAAGUCUGCAGUGGGACGACCAGCGUGUUUGGUCCAAUGAAACCGAUGUCCUUCAGAUCACGACCAUUGAACCAGCCUCUGAAAAUGAGCAGAAUUUAUUUUAUCUUGCUAAAAACUUGGUGAUGUCUUGGAAAUGCAGGUUUAAUUUAAAAAGGGAAGUUACCUGCAUGUUGUAUGUGCGAUGAUUUCCUUAACAUUUAUCAAGAAUACUCCAUGUGCUGCGUUCAGGGAAAUGGACAGAGUGUUGGCCACUUGUUUGUUUUUAACUCUGAGUGCAGCGAAGAUGUAUGUGAGGAAUCAGUUGGUAUUUGGUGGCACUUGGGCGCUAAAAUUGGUUCAAUUCAGUUGUUAAUGUCUAUAUAGAUCACAAUUUGAUUACUUAAUUGCAAUGGAGAUUUUUUUAUGAUAACCUUCAGGCAUUAGGUGUUUUUUAAAACUUGCAUUAAUCUAGCUUUGACAAAGUGUCCUCUAAAUAUAUCCCACUUUUGUUUCUUAUAUUUGUCGUCUGGAGUGAAUGUAUUUUAUUUAUUUUGUAAGUGUGAACGUUAACCAAUCUUGACUGAGCGACUAAAACAGUUACUGUUAAUGUUCUCUUCCUCGUAACUAAUGUGGGGCUUACGUGUGUUAUUGGAGAAAUCAUUUUGUCUUUAAAUAGUUCCCUGGGAUCGCAAGAAUCUUGGAAACAAACGGUGUGCACAUCGGUACUGGUAGAUGUAAAUCUAUCUGGAGGAUUGAAAAUAUUUUCUCUGCGCUGAGUCUCAGUAUGCUCCCGAUUAAGUAGAAUCCCAAUGAAUUGUUGCGAAUACUCAAAUGUUCUCAGCUACAGAACUCCGUACAUUUAGAAUCAGUGUGGAAUUAUUUAACUCUUUUCUGAUCCUUCACAUUAGCUUUAUUUAUUUAUUUCCAAUGUGUUGCUUAAUUUUGCUUUUAAAAUAUGGUGCACUUUGGAAAUCCUGCACUUUCUCUUACUUGACACCUAAAUAAUGUAAAAGCCGGUUAGUAGUUCAACAUUCUGAAAUGUACAGACUGUUGCUAGAAAUCAUUCCAAUAUUGAAACCUCUUCAUAUUCCUCAGGGUUUAUGGCUGUUCCUUGCACUAAUAAUAUUGAUCUUGGUCAUGUUUACAGAAGUUGAGCACAAUCUUUAGAAAGUUUUACUGAGGGAACAUGUUUUGAAGAAUUAUUAAAGUUGUUUUUUUUAAUAAAUGUAAUCACUGUGCAAAUACUAAAAAUAUUGACGACCAACUUUUAAGCCUCUUUACUAAUUCGACCGAAAUAUCAGAUUUUCACAACGUGAAGUUCGGCUACAGAGGCUGUGUGCCUCAGGAAAUAUGACCAGAUAUCCAUUACAGAAUAUGGAGAGUGUGUAGGAAAUUCUGUUGUGCUGUUUGUUGUGUUUAUAUGGUAUUUGCACUUUAUCAUAGUGGAAGAUUUAAUUUCACAAUUUGGGAAACUUAUAAUUCUUUGGAUGGUCGACGCUGUAUUAACUUAAUAAUAAUGGGGCACUUGGAUAUAUUCUUAUAGAUCUCACAGGAAAUUCAUAUCCACAGGUACCACUACAAUUUUCUUGCGUUAAUUUUAAAUCGUGUUGAUAGAGCUUGCAGUUUUCCAAUGUGCACACUCUGGAGAUAUGGCUUCAUAUUGGAAGUGAACAUUCCGAAAACUGGCCUUUUUUUACUGCUUUCUAAAGCAUGAAAGUUUACUGUUUUGUUGCUGUGCUAAAAGUGCAAAAAGUGCCAUUAAUGAGUGGAAUUAAAUUGAAUUUAUUUCAAAGAAGGCUUUCCGCUCAUCCAAAUCGGCCUCCUUUCUAUCUGAAAAGAGGGAUAUUCAUGUUGACACUGCCUCACAAUCUUUGAGCAUGUUUUGAUGGAGAUACAUUUGAUUGGCGGAGUUUGGGGGAAAUUGCGCAAAAUACCAACCAUGUCUGAACUAAUCAUGGGAAACUAGCUUGAUGAAGGUUCACGGGUUGUGAGCAGAUCACAGCUAUUUCAUUUAGAUAACAUAUUAGCUAAUUUACAAUUUAUAGAACUUUUAGUACACCAUGGACAGGAAUGGCUGGGAAAAUGCUUGUUUGUACACAAGAAAUAUUUGCAUGUACUCGCAACCUCUCCAGUGCAGUCAUUCAGUCUGCCUUUGGGUCUUGGAUGUAAUCUCUGCGAUUGGGCAAGUUUUCCCACGAUGGGUGCCUUUUAUAUCUUUCACUCCACGCUGAAUUUUAAUGGCCUAUCAUGAGAUUUGGUGCUUUAUUCGGGCAUACUUUGAACAUUAUGGUUGAAGUAUAUGAAUAUUACUUUGCCUCGCGCUUCUCCAAGAUGCAGUCUGGCACUUAAUGUUCUCGAUUUGAAAUUGACAUUUGCCUUAUCUUAACUGUGCUCUGUAAAGAGAGACCUCUUUCUGCACAUGGCGUAACAUUUAAGACAUGGGAAUGUUUCAUUUAAAAAUAAGGUUUGAGCUUUUGGCUGUUGAAGCUGCUUCCACAGAUCUCUUAAAUGACAAUGGUGAUAAUUUAUUUAUUGGGACAUUUCCAGUGUCAUAAUUUAUAAAUGUUACUAAAGCUCAGUUAUUUAUUAAAGUACAGGUACUGUCAUAUUUAUUUGUUUUAAACACUUUGAAAAGUCAAAAUUUGUAAGGGGUUAUGUUGUGCAAAGUAUUACACAAAAUAUGAGGUAAAUAAAGUUAUCAAAAGAUGAUUAAAUAACAUCACAAUUCUGUUUUCAAGAUUUAUAACGGCACAAAAAGUCUUAUGAAAAGAACGGUGAACUUGCAUGGGUGAAGCAGAUCAAAGUUAAAUAAUAUUCUGACAAUAAAAUUACACUAGUCUAAAAACUAAACUUACUAUACAUCUGUAAAGAGUCUUUAUAAUCCAAGUAUUAAUGCUACCUCUUCUAAUUAGGUGUUGUAUAUCUAUUUAUGGUUUGCUCUCUGGACCAGUAAAUAGAAUUGUCUCAUUUGUAGCUCUGGAGAAAUGUUGUACAAUAAUGUGUACGUACAAGACCGUGCAGAAUUCUGCUGUUGUCCCCGUGCAGAAUGUCAUGGGAAUGAGAAAGUGUGGGGUGGGGCGGGAUGGGUGGCUGGUUGGUGAAAAUAGGUGGGACUGGAAGGAGGCCCGAUGAUACUUAAUGAAACUAUACUAGGAAUACUUGAAGCCUUUAAGUUAUUUCUUAACUAAGAGAUAUUAUCUUUGCUCUGUUAGUCCCUGGGAUUAAGCGUUAGUGUAGUCUUGCCGAGAGUUCAUACUGUAAUUGGGAAGGGUAGAGCCUUUUGUAAUUAAUGUAUUAGUUUGUAAUUAAUUUGUAGUUUAAUGUGAGAUGGUCUGAAUUUUUAGUGUGGCUAUAGAAAUUCUCGAAAGAUCUUUAUGUGAUCUGGACACUGUUGCCUUAAACUUUUUUUAAAUAUGCUUUGAAUGUUAUUUUGUGUAAACUUUCUGUAAACUAAGGCUCAAAUAUUUGAGCUACUACAAUAAAUUCUAUCAUUUCCUUA
Molecule: messenger RNA, 5780 nt
Organism: Leucoraja erinaceus (little skate)
Lineage: Eukaryota; Metazoa; Chordata; Chondrichthyes; Rajiformes; Rajidae
Product: myotubularin-related protein 6-like
Exons: 12
Coding region: 247-1749 (500 amino acids)
Biological process (GO): dephosphorylation
Cellular component (GO): nuclear envelope
Molecular function (GO): phosphatidylinositol-3,5-bisphosphate phosphatase activity
Source: RefSeq, a predicted model, not a curated record